Messenger RNA from Penicillium verhagenii, 597 nucleotides. RefSeq names its product GNAT family N-acetyltransferase. Lineage: Eukaryota; Fungi; Ascomycota; Eurotiomycetes; Eurotiales; Aspergillaceae. The transcript is spliced from 2 exons. Bases 1 to 597 code for a protein of 198 amino acids. The record is from RefSeq and is a predicted model, not a curated record.
AUGAAGGCAAAUGAUCGCCCUGAUAGGACAUAUCUGGAGUAUCGGCCAUUCAAGUCUCCAGAGGAUGCUGCCUUCUUCCACAAAAUCCAGCGGAACGAGAAUUGCUCCCCGAACACGGCCUGGGGGCACUCUGAAGACCUCUCGUGGCACCGUAUCGAUAAAAUGCAAGAGAAGCUCAUUCAAGAUGCUGCUAAGUUCGAUACCGUAUGGUUGUGCGAAAGCUAUGGAAAUUGGGAUAGAUGGGUCCGUGUCGCGAUCGUGGCUGUCACCAACUCUCGUGGUAAUGGGACUCGCAACAAGGUCGUCGAACUGAACAUCGGAAUGGAUAUGAACUACGAACUGGAGAAUGCACGGAAGAUUGUCAAUUGGGUUGUCAAUUGGGCCUUUGACAAGAUGAAAGUUGAACGCGUGGAGUUCAACGUUCCGUCAUUUAAGACCAAUUUGGUGGUUGGUAAGAAGUUCCUGGGUUUUCUCGUCGAAGGAACGCGGGUCGGGGCCUUAUCUAAGAAGGGCGACUGGCGGCGUUACGAUGAGCACACUUUGGGCAUUUCGCGUGAUGAGUGGAUAAGCAGACAAAUUUGGGUCACGUCUGACUGA